This is a messenger RNA of Paramecium sonneborni, 8298 nucleotides long. Lineage: Eukaryota; Ciliophora; Oligohymenophorea; Peniculida; Parameciidae. The record is from the annotation of a GenBank genome assembly.
AUGAUGAGUUAUUGUUCUCUUCAUUUACUUAUAUACCUAACUAUUCAAUAUGAAUUCUAAGGCUUGGACCCUCAAAAUUAGGAAUAUUAACAAAUAAUAUUGUUGAAAAAUGAUGAUUUAACAAUUAAUGAUUUUUUAGUCUAUGGUUUGUGGUCAAAAUAUAAUCCACUUAGCAUUAUCAAAUAGAUAGGCCCAGUAGGAAUGUUUGAAAGCGAUUGUUUUUAACUUCACAAUGCUAUAUCUCUUCAAAAUAAAAACUUAAAUCUAAUUUACUAUGAUUGUUUGAAUUAUCAAACAAAAACGAUUUCAAAAGAAAUUUAAUACAUAACUAGGAGAAAUGAGCAAUAUAAGUUGAACACAAAGAUUGAUGUUUUUGAAUAUGAAAAUAUUUGGUAUUUCUUUGGAAUUUUUCAAUAACCAAAACAAAAUAAGUUAGAAAUUCUUAUUUAAUCAAUAUCAAAAAUAAUACUUCACAAGGUUUUACAAAUAUAAUACCCAUUUUCAGAUUUGGAAUUACAAUUAACUUUUGGUGGAAGUUUGAUUGUAGGUUAUUCAAAAAUAGAUAUGAUUAAAGAAGGAACAAAAUUUUCUUAUUUUCCUGGAUCCAUUAUAAUUGGUGAAUAUAGUAUUGAAUAAAGAUAAGGAAAAUUUGAUAUAGAAACUUAUGCAAUGUCUAUUUUAGGCAGUCAAGCUUAUUGUUAAUGUUUAUAGAAUGAAAAUAGUUAAAUUCCUGAUUUUGAUUUGAAAUAACUAAAUGAAAAUAUAUAUUUAUCUGAGAAUUUGAAUUGUGAUUAUUUUUUUUUAUAGGGAUGGAUUAAAAUAACAGAGAUAGUUAGUUCUUAAGAUGAAUUCGUUUAUUAGCUUAUUAAACUUACCUCUAAUUUUGAGAAUUUAGAGUUAUCUAAUUAAAAUCUAUCUCCUUUCUAAUUAUUUUACAAAAUAUCAAAUAAAUAACAUUAAAUCAUAAUAAGUACUUAUAGCUAUACAUUUCCUAGUGUUACUUUAGAUUUUUCAGAUAAUCCUUUUCUUAUAGUUAAAGAAUUUAAUAUUUAAAAUGAACUAUCUUUAUGGCACAAACUGGAAGUUCAAAAUAAAGAAAAUAAGAUUGAUAUUUAAAUUAGCUUUUUUGAAGAUGGAAAUUAAUUUUCUUCUUUUAUUCAUAGUUUUGAUGUGUUUUUAUUUAAACAAAAUUAAUUUAAAUUACAAUAUGGUAAUAUUCUAUAAGAUCCUGUUAAUUAUAUUAAUUUUGAACUUAGAAGUUUUGUAUUUAAAAAUUGUAAUCAAGAUUAAGAAUUUUAAUACUGUCAUUACACCUGUAAAACUUGUAAUGAAUACUCUGAUGAAAGUUGUUUAACUUGUUUUGAUGAUUCUCAACGAUUUUAUUAAUUGAAAAGCAAAUCUUGUGUUUGUCCUUAUGACAGUAUUGAUGUUGUAAGUUGUUAUUCAUUAAAAGAUUCUUCAUUUGAAUUGAUUGAUGAUAAACGUAUAAGAAAUUAAUGCUAACAUGGUUAUUUUGAAUAUGAAUAAGAAUGCUUAAGAUGGUAUUAUAAUAAAUAUAAUAUUUUAGUCCUUCGAUUAUUCGGAAAGAUUUUAUAACUUGUUUAGAAUGUGUUUAGAAACCAAAGAACUGGAUUCAAUAUCCUGUUUGUUAUUAUGAUCUAUACACUAGCUUAGAUGGAAGAGUGUAAGAAACAAAAGAUAAUAUAGAUUUUAAUUAUUUUGUUUAUGAUGGUAUAGAUUUGUCAUAUACUAUUCUUGAGUCAAGUAAUGAAGUAAAAUUUACUAAUUGGUUAAUUGGUUAUUAAAUUAAAAUUUUAGGAUUCAAACAUUUUUGUCAUUUUGAAUCAUCAGAAUGUUAUUAAUGUAAAAUAGUAGGAUGUGAAAGAUGCUAUUUUUCUAUACAAGGUUAAAAAUGCGUUUAAUGUUAUUAAGGAUACUAAUUGGCUGGUGAUAUUUGUAUAUAAGCAAUUUAUUUAAGCACUUCUUUAGUUUGCAUUUCUCCAUAUUAUAUUACAUCUACUAAAAUUUGUAAACUUUGCCCAAUAAAAAAUUGCAAAUAUUGCUUUGAAUAUUUAGAUUCUGAUUUAUAUAAAUGUACACUUUAUAAAGAUUUUGAUAAAUUUGAAGAAGAGAGUAUAAAAGUUGGUUGUGCUUUAUGUGAGAAUAAUUAUUCUUUUGAUUUUACUUUGAAUGUUUGUAAAUAAAUAGAACCUUAGAUAUAAAAUUGUUAAAGAUCUUUUAUAAAUCUAGAAGGAUAAGAAAUUUGCACAUUAUCCUCAAUUAAUGAUUUUAGUAUUUCUCCUCAAGUAUCAAAUUGUGAGAAAUACUAUUCAAACUGUUUAUAAUGUAUUUUACUUCCAGAUUAAAAGAUAUUAUGUCUCAUUUGUGAACCUGGUUAUACAAAUUCAUAAUCUUGGGGAGGAUGUUAUUAAAAUCCAGAGCCUAACGCUAAUAUAGUAAUAGAAGGUGAAUUUGAAUUACAAAAUUCUUGGAUUUGGUUAGUCUAAAGUUUUAUUCUGUAGUUUUUACCAAAUCAAUAUUACUAUUUAUGAUACUCAUAUAACUAUUGAUCCUUACUUAUAAAAACCAAAAUAUUGCUUUACUUAAAAUUGUUUUACUCAUUUUAAAUUAACAUUAACUUAAAGUGAUUAUUACUAAUGUUUUUUUGCCUAUUUUCUUAAUGAAAUCGAUAUAAAUGAAUUGUAAAUUGCCUAUUGUAAUAUGAUUGGAGUAGAUUAGAUAACUAUAGACUUAUUUUUAAAUAAUUUUUCUGAAGAAUUUUAAUGUGUGUUUAAUUUCUAUCCUCUUUUAGAAACAAAUUUAAAAAAUAGAAUUGCAAGUCUUUAAUUUGUUAGAUUAAAUUUAGCUUCUAAUUCACUUAAAAGCCUAUUUGAUCUAAGAAGCUUUCCUUUUGAAUUUCAGAAUUAUGACCAAAUUUAAAUUUCAUAAAUUAGAUUUACUAAUAUUUAGAAUUUUAUUUUGGUGAAUAAAAAAAAAAAAAUAGAUUUAGAUUUAAUUAAUAUGAGAAUUGAAGAUAGCAGUUUUUCAGGAAGUUCUAUUUUUUAAACAGAAUUUUUUGGUUAAAUAACUUUUAUAAAUGUUACACUAUUAAAUUUAAAUCUUUAAAAUAAUUCAUUAAUCAAUUUAGAAUUAUCCAAAUUUAAUGGUGUUAUUGAAAUUGAUUCUCUAACAAUAUAAAAUUGUGUUCUAAACAACACUAACCUUUUCAUUUUAGCUAAUAACAAAAUUACUAUGUUUGCAAAAAGAAUUAUUAUUGAUGGAUGUCAAGUUUACAAUUCCUCUUUUUUUAUGUUUUAUUAAAACAACGAUCAUUUUAAAAAUAUGAUACAUUUUGAAAACAUAAUUAUACAGAAAACUUUUUUUUAAACAUCAUAUUUUAUUAAUUGUUUUAAUAGUUUUAAGUUAAUUAUUCAUGAAUUUUACUUCCAUGAAAAUGAUGUAAGAAUGUCAAAAAUAAUCUCUUUUGACUAUUAAUUAGAAUUAUACUAAAGUUAAACUAAUUUUAACAAAUUUAUUUAAUCCUAAUUUACUACAACAACUAGUAUAUUAAGAUAAGAAAAUGUAAUUUGUAUCCUUGACAAUUAUUAAUGUAAAUAAAAUUAUCUAUAAGAAUCACUUCUAUUCUAGAUAUUUUCAAUCUAUACUAAUAAUUAUGUAGUCUUUAACAUUACUAAUAUAGAAAUAACAGAUAUUAAUGGACCUGAAAAAAUAGGUACAAAUUAACUUAAAUUAUUUAAAAUUCAUGGUAAUUAACUAUUUAUUAAGAAUGCAAAGAUGGAGAAACUAAUGAAUAGUAUUGCUUUUUUCAUUUAAGAAAAUUAAGAAAUACUUAUAGAAAAUGUUGUAUUUGAAAACAGAUAGGAUAUGCUUAAGAUACCUUUAUCUAUGAAAUGUAUGGAUAAAUUUGAAAAAAAGAGCACUUAAUUUCUAUAGAUAGUUGGCUUUUCAAAUUUAGUAAUUAAAAAUGUAGAAAUUAAAAGAUAAUUAAGCUUUGAAUAUUCUUUGAUUGAAGUAAGUUUUGGAAGAUAAUAUUUUAAUUAUUCUUUUGGCAGAAUAUUACUAUAAAAUCUCUCAUUUGAAGGUAAUAUAAUGCUUAAAAUAAAAUAAGUUGAUUUAUAUUCCUUAUUAUCUAUUUAUUCUUCUGAUGAAAUUAAGAUUUUAAUCAAUAAUAUAACAUUUAAACAAAAUAUACUUCACCAAUCAGUAAAUGAUCCUUUACAAACUUCCUCUGGAUUAAUGUCAAUUUAAACAUUAUUAAGUUCCUUAGAAAUUAAUAAUCUAUUUUGUUAUUAGAAUGCUUUAACAAAUUCAUCAAAUUCAUUUAUUUAAUUAACUUCUACCGAAAUCAAUAUAACUAAUUAUACAUUGAUAAGCCAUAAUAUGUUUUCUAAAGAUGUAUGGGCAAGAUUUUUUGAUUUUUAAGUUGAUUUAGAUGAAGAUUAAGAAAAUAUUAAUUUAAUCAUAUAAAAUUCUAUUACAAUCUUAAAUAAAGGAGGAGGAGGAUAAAUAGUGGCUGGUAAAUUUUCAUGUAUAAAUUGUUAUUUUGAAAAGAUUCUGGCUUAUCAAAGUGCUAUUUUUGAUAUUUAAACAUAUUUUGAAGGAUUAAUUAUAUUAAGAAAUUUAACAGCAAAAUAAAUUUAAACUAAUUUAAAAUAAACUGGAAGUGGAUGCAUUACAAUUUAUUCUUAAUAUAGUAUUUUAAAUUUAAGUAUAAUUGGGUCAUUUUUUUCUGAUAUUUUUAAUAGAUUUUCCUCUUCUAUACUCACUAUUUAACCAUCACUUCAAUAAAAUACUAUAAUUCUAAAUAAAAUUGAUAUUUAAAAUUGCAUUUCUUUAAUGAAUCAAUUUUUUAGUUUUUAAUUUAGUUCCUUGACUUACAAAGCCAAUUAUGUGGAAAUCAUAGAUUUAAAAGCCAGAAUUACUGAAGAUGUUUACAUUAAAUACUUAACGUAAAUUGGAAUUAUUACUACAACAGAAAUGUAAUUAAUUAUGAGUAAUAGCAAUGCAGUUAUUUAUGUUGAUGAAAGUAAAAUUACAAUAAAAAAAAUAUUUUUUGAAGGAAUUUAUUUAUCGCCUAUUUUUGUAUUCAAUAAUCCUCUAAUAUUAAAAAUGAGCAAUUGCUAGAUUUAUUAAAUUUAAAUGUUUAAUCCAUCUAAUUUGAUUUAAAUAUUUUAAAAAAAAGAAAUAGAAUCAUAAAUUUAAUUUGAUUCAGUAGGUAUAAUAAAAAGUUCAGCAUUCUUAUUAAAAUCUGGCUUAACCCUUAAAUUCUCAGAAGUUGAUUAUAGCAUUACAGGAUGUAAAUUAUAUAAAAAUUCUACUUAGAAAUAUUAUUAAAUAUCAAUAAGCGAUAUUCUAAAAGAAUUUAAGAAUUAUGCUCAAAAAUCUAAUUCUUUAAUUUAUAUUUCAAUGAAAUCAAAUAAUCAUUCCGUAGCUUUUUCAAACAUCAAUAUCUAAAAAAAUAAUUGCACAUAUUGUUCGAGUGGUAUCGUUUUUUUUGAGAUAGACAAUUUAUAAUCAUUAAGGAUUCGCAAUUUUUUUUGUAUUUAAAAUCAGAUAGCAGAAUAUGGUUGUAUCCAUAUCCUUUCAAACAAUUAGAUUUAUCCAAAAAUUUCAAUAAAAACCUCAAAUUUUAUUAAUAAUAAAGGAGGAUAAGGGGUAGCCUUAAUGGCAGAUUAUUCAUUAUUAUAAUUAGAUUUUUGUAAAAUUCUUUACAAUUAAGCAAAUUUCUUUGGUGGUGGAAUUUAUUUAUCAGCUAUUAAUAAUGAUUUUAAAAUAAAAAAAUCAAUAAUUUUAUUCAAUAAUGCAAGAGAAGGAGGCGGAGUUUUUUUAAAUGGAGAUAAUCGUCUAAAUGCAAAAAACUUCAUUUAAUCGUAUAUACUCUAAAAUAAAGCUACUCUCUAUGGAAAUGAUGUUGUAGAAGCUCCUGAUCACAUUGCACUUUUUAUUAAUGGAAAAGAAAUGAUUUCAUAGCCAUAUAUUCUAAAUAAUACACAAACUAAUAUUUUAAAUAUUAAGCCAUAUAAAAUUAUUGAGUAAGGUAAUUUAUUAAUAACAAAUGUUUUAAUGUUACCAAGUAAUUAAUAAAUUUAUAGCUAUUUAAUUUAUUAACCGAAAUAUUUAGGGUAUUUGAAUUAUAUUUCUGAUUUUACUUUAUAUUUUAAAAAUAGCAGAAAUGAAUGGCUUUAAAAUAUAUUUAAUUCUACAUGCAUUGUUAGCUAAUUGAGAAUGUAUGGAUAGGAAUUUACCAAUCUUGAUUAACCAUAAGAAAAAGCAAACAUUAAAUUCGAUAUUCAAAAUAACAAUUUUAAUUUAGGUUAGAUUUCAUUUACUUUAAAUCCAUAUUAACAAUAAAGUGGAAAAUCUUUAAUUUAUUUGAGUUGUAAAUUAGCAAAUUCAAAUAAGAAUUUUGAUUAUGUAAUAUAAACAAAAGGUUUAAAAUGUUAAUUGGGUGAGUUUUUUAUAGAAGAUGGCUGUUAAAUUUGCUAAUCUCUUUAAGGUUUUUAUUCUGUUACAUACAAUGCUAUUAAAUGUUCAGUUUUCGAUAAAACUAAAUUUUAAAGUAUAAGUUCAAAUCAAUUAUAACUCUUAAAAGGUUACUGGAGACCAAAUUUUUUAUCUGAUUCAACUGAUUAUUGUUUUAAGAAUCCUAAUUUUUGUAUUGGAGGUUGGAAAGUUGGCAAUGAUUUAUGUAGUUUAGGACAUAUUGGAGGAUUGUGUGAAGAAUGUGAUGUAUAUAAUAUUAGAGGAGAUGGAGAAUUCUUUAAAACUUAAAGUGACAAUAUGUGUUUAAGUUGUUUUGGUGAUUAAGAUAGCAUAUUACCAUUUAUUAUGACAUCUUUUUGGUAAUAUUAAAUUUUAUUUUUUUUUUAGGGCUUUAAUAUCCACUAUUUUAACUUUGAAAAGUAUCAAAGAAACAAAUUUAUUGUUUACAAAAUUCAAACUUAGUUAAAAACAUUUUUCAAUUAUUUUCAAAUUAAAUUAAGGUAUCAAAAAUAUUUUAAUUAGAUCUUGAGAGCAUAUUUUUUAAAAUGUUACUAAAUUAUGUAUGGAUAUACUCUGUAAUCUUUACUUUUAACAUCACUUUCUCUUUUUCAUUUAUUUUUGUUAAUGAAGCUAGCAAUACAACUUAUUUUAUGGCUAAUAAUUUAGAUUGUUAUUUAUCUAUUUUUAAUUAAGAAAGCUUAAUUUACUCAAGAAUUAUUACUAUGCUAUUUUUAAUCUUUUUAUAAUUCCUUAUUAUAUUAAUCUUGUCUCUCAUAUAUUUUUAUCUUACUAAAUAAAGAAUAUUUCCUUAUGAAACUAUUUCAAAUACAUUAAUAUAUUUAUAUGUAUCUAACUUUGGAGGUUUAAUUAAAAUGUAAUUUAUAUUUCUUUUAUUAUUAGGUUUUGCUCAGUCUUGUCAAAACGAGAAAUCUCAGCAUUGAGUUUUAUUUAAGGAGAUGUCUCCUUAGAAUUUGGAUCCUAAAUACACCUUUAGUGGAUAUAUGUAUUAAUUAUUCCAGGUUUGGUAUUAUUUUGUAUAGCAAUACCUUUUUUUUUAUUCAUUUUAAUGUAUAAAUUAAAAAGUCAAUUUGAUACUAUUAAACUUAGAAAACAUAUCUGUUAUUUAUUUAAUGAAUAUGAUAAUAGCAAUUACUUUUGGGAGUAAAUUAAAUUAACAAAAAAAACUAUUAUAAUUCUUGUCUUAACUUAUUUUGAAACUCAAAUUUUUUUGAAAACUUCCUUAUUAGGAUUAUGUUUACUCCUUUAUUAAUUAUUAACUGUCAAACAUAAACCAUACAUCUUAAAAAGUUUAAAUCAUUUAGACCUAGAAUCUGGUUAAAUUUGUUCAAUAACUAUUUUUCUUGCCUCAACAAAAUAUGUUUGCGAACAAGAAAAUAAUUUAUUUUUUUCUAUGAUGCUACAAAUUAUUAUUAUCAUUCUUUGUAUCAAAUUAUGUUAUCCUUUUUUGUAAGGAAUCCUUAUUGUGUAUUAGAAAAAAUACUAAAUUUAAGUACUCAAUUUGUUAGAUAAAUUUUUCUCAAAGAUUAAGAAAAAUUCUAGUUUAUCUAAUAUUUUCUAAUAACUAUUGAAAAAAUUAGAAUUUAAAGAAACAAGAAGGAAAAAUAAUUUAAUUAAAUUAAAAUUAUUAUUAACGAAUUAAGUCAAUAUAAGAAAGUAUAUAAAUAUUAUAAAUUUAGAUAAAUCUCAUUAACAACUAAAAUAAGUAUAGAAUCUAAAAUAAAUUAAGAUUUACAAUCAUAGUCAAAAAUGGGUUUAACUAAAUUUACAAAUUGA